AUGGACAUACUCCGUUCGCUGCGUCGAGGUCAGGGCAGGGAAGACCACGAGUUUGAAAAUGCCUGCCAGAAGUGGCUGUACAAGUUGUACCUCAAGGCCGAACCUCCUGUCGUCUAUGAUCCACUCAGCAGGGAUCCCCGGCCGUUGCCUCUGGGGAAGCUGAUCGAACUGGAGCCAAAGUUGUUCUUCCCCCGUUCGGCGAUCCUUGAGCUUGUCUCGAGGGACAUGCUGCGUGAACUAACAGAGUGCACAUGUCGGAGCUGUGUGUUCGAGAGGGCGACUCCAGCCGAGGGUUACAGCGGCGGCCAGAGGACCAGGGUCAUCGAUGCCGUUUUGGCGCCGCGGGACGAGCCAAAGAUUAUCGUUGCGGUGCUCCUCUACACAGAUCAGAUCUCGCAGCUGUACCGACUGUACAGGACAUUGCUUUCGGACGAGGGAAUUGACGCCCUGGACAGUAAAGAAGAUAUUGCCGAAGACGUCAAGGAGAGAAUCCGACACGCAAAGGCCAUGUUCAAACCAGAGCGGAUUUCGCUGGACCACCCUGCCCGAAACUUCCCAUCGGGUACUCGUUUGCCAUUUCUGAGCGAAGGCUCGCCCAAGAGCGGAUCAUUUGGAACUGUAUCAAAAGUAGAAGUGCACCCCGAGUACCUUGGCGACGAUGUCAAAGAACUGAUCAAGGACUAUGCCGGGGGACAGCUGGUGUCACCAUCAGCAGAUCAAAAAUUCUUCAUUGCACGAAAAAUGAUCCAGGGGACACGGGGGCAGACACUCGAAAACUCGGUUCAGAUGGAGCGAGACUUUCUCGACGUGAUCCGUCAGCAGAAAGAAGGCAAAGAAAAUCUGAUCGACUUGAUCGCCUUCUACACGUUUGGAGACGAGAUCAACAUGCUUUUCCCCUACGUGGAACUGAAUCUCCAUGAUAUCCUGUAUCAUGGUCAACUCCCGCGACACCUAACCCAAAAGCAGUUUCCUGACGAUUGGAUCAGCUCGGGGAUUCGGGGUAUGGCCCAAGGCUUGUGCACGAUCCACCAUCCGCAAAUGAUGUUGGACAACGACAGGGAGAUCGUCGGGUUCCAUUUCGACCUCAAACCCCGGAACGUUCUCAUUACGUGGGACGGGACCUUUAAGAUUACCGACUUCGGCCAAGCACUCAUCAAGGUCGUCCGCAUCGGUAUAGAGCAAUACGGAGGAGACGGUUAUCGUGGAGGUGAUCCGGAGUACGCACCUCCUGAGUCGAUGCCAUCUCGCCAACUCGUUGAAUCUCGUCAUAUGGGCCUCACCAACUCCACCUCUAACGGACGUCCUGACUCGCGCGAUCUCUUCAAGUACGACAUCUGGUCUCUAGCUUGCAUCAUGGUCCAGUUACAUACCUAUGUGUGCCUUGGUAACGUCGAUGCAGUGACAAGGUUCGAUGAGGACCGCAGAAUGCAUUCCCCCGGAAGCGAAGUUGCCCCAUAUCACGUCGACGGGAACCUGGGACCCGACCUCAAUCCAGCGGUGGCGAUGCAACUGAACAAGAUUUUGGCGCACAGUUUAACGGUCGAGUCCCCCGCGCUGCACACGUAUAUGAAGGAGCUUGUCACGACCAUGUCGCAGAUGCUGGGAAUCAAUCCAUCCGACCGCCCUACAUCGGGCGAAGUCGCCGAGCGCCUGACCGUGAUUGUGAACGACUAUCUGGCGGCAAGGAACGACCCCAGCGGUGUGCUCCUGGCGGCCAACAACGACGACCUUCGGGAAGUCCCUUCCGACUAUGUCGAGGUUGCAAUUGACACGACCGGCACCUCCUUCGUGUCUCUGGAGGGCGUUAGCAUCGCGACUCCAGAAUCACCUCCGAACGCGGGAGUUCCGUGCCGGUUAAGGCUGUUCCACAAAAAGGGUGGGUUCUGGAUGAAGAUAUGGUUCAAGAACGCCGGGAAACUGGAGAUCCUGUCCAAACGGCUCCCGGAGGGGGAAGUGUGGUUGCUCCACGCGGCACUCCUCGACGGUGGCAAUCGUGGCCGCUGUCGCAUUCUGCGGACGGGCGCCGACGGGUUCGCGACCGAUCUGUACUUUGAGAACGGGCUGCUCGACUUCCACGCCGUCCUCAUCCAGUAUGCGCCGCGAUCCUUUGGGAACCUCAGCGGCGGCGGGCCCGACGACGAGAUGCGGCAGUGCUACAGCCUAAGACACCCCGUCGUGGUCUCGGCGCGCCGCGACUUUCCCAGCGGCCUUUCGGCGAUCCGGGAUGGCGUCGAGGCGAUGUCGAUUCAGAAAUGGAAAGGGCGUCGAUUCACCUACGUCGACGGGAGAUACGGGCCUCAGCGGGACGUCGGGCUGCGGCUGAUGAUCUUCUUCCACAACCCUGGCGCGGUCUUGCAGAUCCCGCUGCGAUCUCGACUGGGCAAGGUCGAGGUGGAACGCCGCGGCGCCACCAGCGUCAUCACCUUCCGCGGUCUCUCGAGGGAGAAGUUCUUCACGCAUGCCGAAAAGCUCGAGAGCGCCGACGACCGUCAUCUUCUGUUCCCGAUCGGUCCGGCGCAUUACCCGCUGGGCAACGCUUACCGGCAGGGGGACAACAACACGUGGGAAGUGAAGCUGGAGACGAAACAUGAAGAAGGUGAGAUCCUGCCCCUAUUUUUUGAAGGCUUGUUUCCAGGCUAA
Messenger RNA from Fonsecaea erecta, 2640 nucleotides. RefSeq lists its product as hypothetical. Bases 1 to 2640 code for a protein of 879 amino acids. NCBI's taxonomy places the organism in Eukaryota, Fungi, Ascomycota, Eurotiomycetes, Chaetothyriales, Herpotrichiellaceae. Gene Ontology annotation, molecular function: protein kinase activity; ATP binding. Gene Ontology annotation, biological process: protein phosphorylation. The record is from RefSeq and is a predicted model, not a curated record. The transcript is spliced from 2 exons.